Molecule: messenger RNA, 657 nt
Organism: Aspergillus heteromorphus CBS 117.55
Lineage: Eukaryota; Fungi; Ascomycota; Eurotiomycetes; Eurotiales; Aspergillaceae
Product: VanZ family protein
Exons: 2
Coding region: 1-657 (218 amino acids)
Source: RefSeq, a predicted model, not a curated record
AUGCGAAUCCGAUAUCCUUUCGCGGGCGCCUUUCUCUUCCUCCUCAUCCUCGCCGCCUACAUCGGGCUGCUCCCCCACAGCACAUCACCCACCAUCCCGUCCCAACUCCAACCCAAUGACAAGUUCCUCCACGUCGUCACCUUCUUCCUCCUGACCCUGGUCUUCUACUGGGUCUUCGACACCACCCGCCGCCGCACCCUGCACCUCACCCUGCUCGUCUGCACGCUGAUCCUCGGCAUCGGCUCCGAGAUCGUCCAGGGCAUCCUCCCCAACGGCCGCGCCUUCGACCCCUUCGACCUCCUCGCCAACAUCGUCGGCAGUCUCGGCGCCGUUGGGCUCUGCAGCUGGUACCACCGCCGCAUGCUGAGUCGUCGCCGCAAGGCCCGCUUCGGCUCCCUCGGCGGUGACGGCGCCGACAACGAUGUCGAAUUGGGCCAUCUCCAUGAUGACGAGGAGGAGGGUCUCGGGCCGCAGGAGUCGGGUGUCAUGAAUCUCGAACAGGAGGUCGAUAAUUGGGAUGAAAAUGCCGUCGAUAAUUGGGAUACCGAGGAUGGACCGGAUGAUUUGGCUGGGGCGGCGGCGGCGGAGGACUCGAAACGCUCAUCGCCGGGUGAGGCGGGACUUCAUGGAUCGGAUGGGAAGAAGCGGAGUGAUUGA